Messenger RNA from Styela clava, 1616 nucleotides. NCBI's taxonomy places the organism in Eukaryota, Metazoa, Chordata, Ascidiacea, Stolidobranchia, Styelidae. The record is from RefSeq and is a predicted model, not a curated record.
UUAGGAAUUCGGUGACUAGCCAAGUGACUCCUGUAGUAUUUGUACCUGAAAUUAUGGCCUAACCUGGUACACCUACUAUGUUACAGUGUCUGCCAUCUUGGUUCACAUACUACAUGACUGUUCCAACUGCUCUAGUCAUUGACACUAAGUCACUAUUUAUAAAAAGAAUCAAACGAGAUUUGAUUUAUCUGAAUAAACCGACUGCGACACUUUUCCCGAGGUCGACUAUUUCCAGACUUGACAGGGUCUAUAUAUGGUCAGGUUCCCCAUAUGAUUAUGCCAUGUUAUUGGAUUUUCCCUUGUCUUGAGAUACCGUAAAUAGCGUAUGGAAAUCUAUCUAUACAGACCUACAGAGUUACCUAUAGUGCAAUUCCGACUACUUUGCCACGGAUAGAAAGCGUUGAUGCAUGACAGGCCAGAAUAAUUGCAUUCUAACAUAAUGGCAUUUAUGCUGUCAACUCUCACUUUCUUGAUUAUCUGGUUAAAUUGUAUUGAAGUACUGAGCCUCAUUAUUUUUUCUUUUGAAUUAUUGAUUCCUAACUAUUGGUGAAAAUUAUAUAAUAAUAUAUUAUUUUUGUUUCAACUAAGACAGUUUAAUAUCUAUUUCAUUCUUAAUUAAUAAUUUAAAAAAUGGAAGAAAUAAAAGAAACUAUAGAGAUUGAAGUCCAACCAACGAAACAACUUACAGAAAAAGAGAAAAUUAUCGCAGAGCGUCUCGAGAUGCAGCGGAAACAUAAAGGUCAUGAAACCAUGCAUUUAGAGAUGAUUUUUAUUCUUAUUUCGACAUUAAUUGUGUCACAAAUAGCGCUUGUACAAUGGAAGAACCGUCACCCUAAAUCUUACAACAUUGCGACUUUAGUUGGGAUGUGGAUUAUACCGUUAGCUUUCUCGUUACAUUAUCUUUGGUGGAGAUUUUUAACAACAUGGGUAAUUUUCACUGUCGUUACGGCGUUUGUUGUUACAAAAGCAAGGAAGAAACCACUUCGUGGUACAACGCCAAGAUUGGUUUACCAAUGGUUUUUAAUUUUGUUUCGAAUUUGCUACGCUAUCGGCGUUUUCGGUUAUUUACUGAUUGUUUUAACAAUGAUGGGUGUUAAUAUGGCAUUCAGGAUUCACCCUGAGACAGCUAUGGAUUUUAGCGUCGUUUUGAUGUUUUACGGACUUUACUACGGAGUUAUGGGUCGCGAUUUUGCGGAAAUAUGUUCAGACACGAUGGCUUCAACAAUUGGAUAUUACACAAAGACUGGAAUGCCAACAAAACAAUUAUCUCCGGACGUUUGCGCUGUCUGCGGACUUGUUUUAGUACUUCCCGUAGACGAGGAUGACGAAAAUACAGAGAAAGUCUACAAAUUGUCAUGUUACCAUAAAUUUCACGAUUUGUGUAUUCGUGGCUGGUGCAUUGUGGGUAAAAAGCAAACCUGCCCUUAUUGUAAAGAGAAAGUCGACUUGAAAAGAAUGUUCACGAGCCCUUGGGAGCGGCCUCAUAUUUUAUACGGUCAAUUAUUGGAUUGGAUUAGGUACCUUGUAGCUUGGCAACCUGUUAUAUUAGGCUUAGUUCAAGGAAUAACAUGGAGUCUGGGUUUAAAAUGAGAAGUUUCCAAAACGAUCUUAAUUUA